Molecule: messenger RNA, 3521 nt
Organism: Calidris pugnax (ruff)
Lineage: Eukaryota; Metazoa; Chordata; Aves; Charadriiformes; Scolopacidae
Gene: SYT2
Product: synaptotagmin II
Exons: 9
Coding region: 52-1299 (415 amino acids)
Biological process (GO): cellular response to calcium ion; synaptic vesicle endocytosis; calcium ion-regulated exocytosis of neurotransmitter
Cellular component (GO): synaptic vesicle membrane; axon; dense core granule
Molecular function (GO): calcium ion binding; calcium-dependent phospholipid binding; clathrin binding
Source: RefSeq, a predicted model, not a curated record
CAGCACCCAGGGCUGCUUGAAGCCACGGGGAUGGGGAGCCCUUAACCCACCAUGACGUUCAAGCAAGCAUCCAUGAUGGCCCCAGAGGCCACGGCCACCACAAUACCUGUGGCCACGAUGGAGAACUCCACCGAGGCUGCGGGGCCAGGCGAGAGCAAGGAGGACAUGUUCACCAAGCUGAGGGACAAGUUCAUGAAUGAGCUUAACAAGAUCCCCUUGCCGCCCUGGGCCCUCAUCGCCAUUGCGGUGGUAGCUGGACUCCUCAUCCUCACCUGCUGCUUCUGCAUCUGCAAGAAGUGCUGCUGCAAGAAGAAGAAGAACAAGAAAGAGAAAGGCAAAGGCAUGAAGAAUGCCAUGAACAUGAAGGACAUGAAGUCAGGCAACCAGGAUGAUGAUGACGCAGAGACGGGUCUGACAGAGGGGGAAGGUGAGGAGGAGGAGAAGGAGCCAGAGAACUUGGGCAAGCUGCAGUUCUCAUUGGACUACGAUUUCCAGGCGAACCAGCUGACAGUGGGGAUCCUCCAAGCUGCUGAACUGCCAGCUUUGGACAUGGGUGGCACCUCAGACCCGUACGUCAAGGUGUUCCUGCUCCCUGACAAGAAGAAAAAGUACGAGACCAAAGUGCAGAAGAAGACACUCAACCCUGCCUUCAAUGAGACCUUCACCUUCAAGGUCCCCUACCAGGAACUGGGUGGGAAGACACUAGUGAUGGCCAUCUAUGACUUCGAUCGCUUCUCCAAACACGACAUCAUUGGUGAGGUGAAGGUGCCCAUGAACACGGUGGACCUGGGCCAGCCCAUUGAGGAGUGGCGGGACCUGCAGAGUGGCGAGAAGGAGGAGCCAGAGAAGCUAGGAGAUAUCUGCAUCUCCCUCCGGUAUGUGCCCACGGCUGGGAAACUCACUGUCUGCAUCCUGGAGGCCAAGAACCUGAAGAAGAUGGAUGUCGGGGGUCUCUCAGAUCCCUAUGUGAAGAUUCACCUGCUGCAGAAUGGCAAGAGGUUGAAGAAGAAGAAGACCACAGUCAAGAAGAAGACCCUGAACCCCUACUUCAAUGAGUCCUUCAGCUUUGAGAUCCCCUUUGAGCAGAUACAGAAAGUGCAAGUGGUCAUCACGGUGCUGGACUAUGACAAGCUGGGGAAGAACGAAGCCAUCGGCAAGAUCUUCACGGGCCUCAACUCCACCGGCACAGAGCUGCGGCACUGGUCCGACAUGCUGGCCAACCCCCGGCGGCCCAUUGCCCAGUGGCACUCGCUGAAGCCAGAGGAAGAAGUAGAUGCAGCUCUUGGGAAAAACAAAUAGGAAGAUCUGCCGGCCAGCGCGGCCCGGCACUGCGGACAGUGGGGGCGACCCAGAGCUACUGAUACCUCAGUUACGCAACCUUUGGUUUUGGUUUUUAUGUUCUGUUUUAAGCUGAAAUACCCUUUGAUGGCUGUGGAAGGGUUUCCAGACAGUCCCAAUAGCUUCCAGGGGAAGAGGUUAAAGACACAGAUGGUUCUUUUCGUUCUUCAGCGUUGCUCCAUUCUGCUGCAUGUCCCAUCACCUCCGCUCACCAUCCCUUCCAGGUGGACCCUUCCAGAUCCCACCUGGGACCUUCCUCAGCGGCUGUGACACCAGCCUGCAGCAUUGCUGCCACCGUCCUUCCCUUGGGUUCAUGUGGGGAACCAUUGAACGUUGCAUGGAGGUGAUACUGGAGCCUGAGAGUGCGAGAUGACCAGACCCACUGUGCUUGCUUGGGGCAUGAACAGCUGCGUGGACAUCAAAAUGGUGGAGAAGACUCUCUGUGGGAGACCCAGGUGCCUCCUGCUCUGCCUCCUUCUGUCCGGGAAAGGUGAAAGCCAUGGUUUCACACCAAGGAUAGCCAAGUGUCCCCAGCCAGCUCCAGGUCUGGUUUCUGCUGGGGAGAGGUUUGCAGGGACCAGGGGUGUUGGGCUGCAAAGCCCUCGGUGUUGCAGCUGGAGCAAUGGGGGCUGAUCUGAGUGUGGGGAGCCCUGGGGGUUCUGCUCUGAGGAGACACAAGGUAGGAUGUGCAUGCAAUGGCAGUGCAGUGUGGGCCACUAACACCUCUGCCAAGUGGCCAUCACGUCCCCAAAGGCCGGGCAAGGACAGGUCUGGGUGAUUUGCUUGUGGGUCCCAUCAUCUUGGUUGAAACUUGUAGAUCCAGAUGCUUCCACAACGCAUGUUUCUGCUGAGAGGUCUCCAAAUGGGAUGGGGGCAGCCCCCCAGAAUGGUUCCAGGUGCUUCCCUGAAGGCCAUUGUGUGUCCCCAGGAUGCAGCUCUGUUAUGAGUACCCCAGUGCACCCUGGGCCAGCCAAGGGGCUAUGGGGAGGUCCAGCCCUGUCCCCGCAUCCCAGUGCCAUGAUGCAGGUGGGAAGGGUGAGAGCGGGCCCAUGGCCAACAAGGGACCAAAACCCCCAGCCCCCAUGAGCUGCUUCUUUCCACUGGGACGUCGGCUCCUGGAUCCCCCUUGUCCCGCUCCCCUCAGGGGUAUAAGCCAUAUCUGUGUCCCUGGCAGUGGGCAAGAGCUUCUCGGUGCCACCUCUCCCACUGCAGGACCAAGCACCUGAGCUGGAAAGCGAGCAUUGGGAAAGGGUCCAGCAGCCCUGCCCAGUUCAGCCCAGUCUGUACUGGAGCACUGAUGUGAGCUGGUGUCCCCGUCCCAGCUCUGACCCCCCAGCAACCUCGUGCUCCCUGCUCCACUUUGCUUUCCUGGACUUGGUUUAACGAGGCUUGGGCAGAAGUUAAGCAGCGAAGGGUUGUGCAUCUUCAGGGAGGGUGGUUUGCAGUGGAGAACUGGAGCUCUGGUGUGCAGCCGGGGAUGCCCUGGGGACCUAACACCCAGGCUGGGACCUUGGUGCAGGGUGUCCUGAGCCUGGGGACAAAGUGCCAAAACUGAGCUCACCCCCUGAAGCCCCCUGUGGCCCCCAAAGGGCAUCUCAGUCCUGGCUGGAGGUGGGGAGAUGAUGGGAAACAGCUCAGGGGGUUAAGGUUGGACAUGGGGACGAGCCCUUUCCCCUGGAGGGAUGUGCAGCUCUGGGACAGGUCCCCAGGGAGGGAUGUCUAUCCUUGGGGGAGGUUUGGGGCUUGGUUUGCCAAGCCGUGAUCUGGUGGUGGGGGUGGUUGAACCAGAGACCUCCAAAGACCGCUUCCACCACCUCCUCGGCUGCAUUUGGUCCGUGUGUUAGGAUUCUCACACCCAUGUCCUGGGUCCUGGCCGUUGGAACGGCAGGGUGAAGGUGGCACUGGGGCCACGCUGGGCUUCAUGGGUCAUCAAGUGAGUGCCCCUGCAGGGCUUCUCCAGCGUUAAUUAGUCCCUUUUCCUACUGGAUGUGUCAGUGUCAGCAAAUGAGGUCCUGCCCUGAUUGUUUAGCUGAAGGGGGAGAAAUCUUGGGGGUUUUUUAAUUAACGGGGAAGCAGGGGUGGCUGAUGCCCCUCGGCUGGGGGCACUGGCGGGAUUUGGGCUCUUGAAUGAGUCUCAUUUCAGAGCCUGUUUUUCUCAAGCUCAUUUUGGAGUCCAUCCAGGC